Olea europaea var. sylvestris is the source of this 2301-nucleotide messenger RNA. RefSeq names its product transmembrane 9 superfamily member 3-like. Bases 55 to 1908 code for a protein of 617 amino acids. Gene Ontology annotation, cellular component: membrane. The record is from RefSeq and is a predicted model, not a curated record. Gene Ontology annotation, biological process: protein localization to membrane. Lineage: Eukaryota; Viridiplantae; Streptophyta; Magnoliopsida; Lamiales; Oleaceae. The transcript is spliced from 7 exons.
UACUCUUUGCAGGGAGAUCGAGAUCUGUGCCUCUCUCUCUCUCUCCCUAUAUAUAUGAUACUGAGCAAAUUCUUUUCUCAGUCAGUCGUGGGUGCACAUAAAAGUGAUAAAAAAAUGGCGGAGAAGAAGGGAAUUACGUCGACGAUGGGGUGGUAUGCCGUCGUUUUGGUCCUAGUGCGCUCCGCCAUUCCGGUGAGAUCUGAUGCAUCGGAUCAUAGGUACAAAGUUGGAGACCCUGUGCCCCUUUAUGCUAAUAAGGUUGGACCUUUUCACAACCCCAGCGAAACAUACCGCUACUUGGAUCUUCCUUUCUGCACCCCAGCUCACAUGAAAGAGAAGAAGGAAGCUCUUGGGGAAGUGUUGAAUGGAGAUCGUCUUGUAAGUGCCCCAUAUAAACUUGACUUUUUGCAAGAUAAAGAUUCUGAAAUUGUUUGCAAAAAGACGUUAACCAAGGAAGAAGCUGCGCAAUUCCGAAAGGCAGUGGCAAAAGACUAUUAUUUUCAAAUGUAUUAUGAUGACUUGCCCAUUUGGGGUUUCUUGGGGAAAGUGGACAGGGAAGGAAAAUCUGACCCCAGCGAGUACAGAUAUUAUAUAUUCAAACAUCUCCAUUUUGAGAUCUUUUACAAUAAGGAUCGUGUCAUUGAGAUUAAUGCACGAACUGACCCCAGUGCCCUUGUAGACCUUACUGAGGAUAAGGAAGUUGAUGUGGAGUUCAUGUACUCUGUGAAGUGGAAGGAAACAAACACUCCUUUUGAGAAGAGGAUGGAAAAGUACUCACAGUCCUCUUCAUUACCUCAUCACUUGGAAAUCCAUUGGUUCUCUAUAAUCAACUCUUGUGUGACAGUUCUUCUUCUAACUGGUUUUCUGGCCACUAUUCUUAUGCGAGUUCUUAAGAAUGAUUUUGUCAAGUAUGCUCAUGACGAGGAGACAGCUGAUGACCAAGAAGAAACUGGGUGGAAAUUUAUUAAUGGUGAUGUAUUCAGGUAUCCAAAGUACAAAUCCUUAUUUGCCGCUGCCCUUGGUUCUGGUACCCAGUUAUUUACCCUCACAGUAUUUAUUUUUAUCCUUGCACUAGUUGGUGUAUUUUAUCCGUAUAACCGUGGAGCUCUAUUCACUGCACUGGUUGUCAUUUAUGCUCUUACAUCUGGUAUUGCUGGCUAUACUGCAGCCUCUUUCUAUUGCCAACUAGAAGGAACAAACUGGGUUCGGAAUUUAUUAUUGACUGGAAGUCUAUUUUGCGGACCACUAUUUCUUACAUUCUGCUUCCUUAAUACUGUUGCCAUUGCUUACACUGCCACUGCAGCACUGCCAUUCGGGACCAUUGUGGUUAUCUUUCUUAUUUGGGCCCUCGUGACAUCACCUUUGUUAAUCAUGGGCGGGAUUGCAGGAAAGAAUAGCAAGGCAGAGUUUCAAGCUCCAUGCCGCACCACAAAAUACCCCCGAGAGAUCCCAACCUUACCUUGGUACCGUGGAACUUUGCCUCAGAUGGCAAUGGCUGGAUUCUUGCCUUUCAGCGCCAUUUACAUCGAACUUUACUACAUAUUUGCUAGCGUAUGGGGCCAUAGGAUCUAUACCAUUUACAGCAUCUUAUUUAUAGUCUUCAUCAUCCUCUUGAUCGUUACUGCUUUUAUUACCGUGGCAUUGACGUACUUCCAGCUUGCCGCUGAAGACCAUGAAUGGUGGUGGAGGUCGUUCCUUUGCGGUGGAUCAACUGGGCUGUUCAUCUAUGCCUACUGUUUGUAUUACUAUUAUGCACGAUCAGAUAUGUCGGGCUUCAUGCAAACCUCAUUCUUCUUCGGAUACAUGGCUUGCAUUUGCUAUGGUUUCUUUCUCAUGCUCGGCACAGUUGGCUUCCGAGCGGCGCUCUUUUUCGUCCGUCACAUAUACCGCUCGAUUAAGUGCGAGUAGCAACUUGGUUUGUAGCUUUCAAUGCUCUACAAGUAUGGCAAGUCAAAACAGGACUUCUCAAUGGAGAGAUUGACCGAUCUUACCAUGGUACAGACGAAGAAUUUAUUUUGUUACUUCUAGUUUUAGAGUUUUCAAUAUUCUGGCUUUUGUCGUUGAAACCUCCAGAUUGUAGAAUGGGCAGAGAUGAAGGUUGCCUUUCUCGUUAUAUGUUUAUAUUCUCCUUUUUUUUCUUUUUUUCUUUUCCCUUUUUUUGCAGAGUGUUAUUGACACUUGAGUACCAUCUUUUUUUCGUCCAUAGUUUAGAGUCACUGCCCCGUUUAGUUUCACUGUUUUAAUCCUUUGUACAAUGGAAAAUUAUUACUGUCUCAAUAACAGAUCUAUUGUCCAGAGGCA